This is a messenger RNA of Didymodactylos carnosus, 3168 nucleotides long. The record is from the annotation of a GenBank genome assembly. NCBI's taxonomy places the organism in Eukaryota, Metazoa, Rotifera, Eurotatoria, Philodinida, Philodinidae.
AUGGAUAAUACAAACGAUGACACAACAACAUCGAAACAGCUACGUCGCAAAGAACCACCAUUUCUGGUGUAUCUUCGGUUUCGUCCAUUCAUUGCUGAUGAAAUAGCCAAAGGUGAAAAUCAGCAAACAAUUGAAGUAUUAGAUGAAAAACGUGUAGGUAUAAAAAUUUAUCCAACAAUCGCUAGCCAAAUACGAUCGGUACAAUCAUCAUACAAUGAAUAUGAGGUUACACGUGUUUUCAAUGAAAACUGUACGCAACAAGAAUUUUAUUCAUCAACAUUUGAAAUACCUACAAAUGAAGUUUUUGAGGGCUCAAACUGGUUAUUAUUUACAAUGGGUUUAUCUAACAGUGGCAAAACUCAUACGAUGUUCGGUACUGAAGAGAAACCAGGUAUUAUUCCUCAGUGUUUUACACAAAUAUUUCAUUACAUUGGAUCAAAUAUUGAUAAUAAUGUUGUAUAUAAACCGGCGGGUCUCGAAACAUAUGCCAUAUGUAAACAAACGGAUUUAAAUCAAGAAAUAGCAUCAAGAGAUUAUAUAUUUGAACAAGAUCGAACGGAUGAACGCAGAAUGAAAUUACCAAAAAUUGUUCAAAAACAAAGUUUAGAUGAUUUAUCGCUGCAAGAUGAAUAUUAUUCGGUGUGGAUAUCGUUUUUUGAAUUGUAUAAUGAACACAUCUAUGACUUAUUAGUUCGAUCAAAUGAAAUCAAAUCACGAAAACCGUUACGUUUGUUACAAGGUGAUUCAACAACAACAAUUCGUAAUCUAAUUCAGGUGCCAGUGUUCGAUUUGGAAGAAGCAAAAGACGUUGUCAAAUAUGGUUUUAUUAAUCGUUCAACAUCAAAAACAGUUUUUAACGAAGCUUCAUCACGAAGUCACGCAAUAUUGUGUAUUACACUAAUAACAACGGAUGAAUUUAGUGAACAACCAACAAUGAGUCAUUUGUACAUUUGUGAUUUAGCUGGUAAUGAACCAUCAACACAGCAUGCUGGUAAACAAAUGAAUGAAACGUGUAACAUCAAUACAUCAUUAAUGACAUUAAAAGAUUGUAUCCGUGUGUUGAAUGAAAACCAAAAAGCAAAUGUAUUGACAAGUAUUUUUCGACCAUUUUUCUGUGGCGUUGGUCAUAUCUCUAUUGUUGUUAAUGUCAAUCCAUGUGCAAGCUUUACGUCACAAACUAAUGAUCUUUUAAAGUUUGCUUCAUUAGCCCAGAAGACUACAAUUGUACAAUGUGAACCAAUCAUUGCUAAAGCAGCCCCAGCACCAUCAUCUUCAGCGCUUAAAUAUGCUAAAUCAAAAAAUCUGAAACGUUUAACAGGUUCCAAAGUGAUUCCAGUACUUCGUAAUAAAGCGAAUAUAAGUAGUAAAGAAGAAGAAUUUUUAGGCGAACAAGAUGAUGAAAAUUUAAUUUCAUACUGGCGUAAAGCGACUGAUGCUGCAUUAAAAUUACUUCAGAAACAAGCAACAUGGCGUCGAUCAUUUAUGAUUGAAAGACACGACGAACGUGUUAAACUUGUGGGCGGUCUGAUGCAGCAGCGCGAUACAAUUAAAAAACUGAAUGCAGAUAUUUCAUCGCUGAAUGAGCAAAUUACUGUUGCACAAAUAGCCAACGUUCCUUCACGUUCAGCCGAGAGCAUCCGUUUGUUAACAGAAAAAACUGAUGAAUACUCAAAAAAAAUUGAUCAGCUUCAGCGUUCCUAUGCUGAAAUAUUGAAACAAAACGAUGAAAUAAAAACAAAUUAUAAUUCAUUGAAAGAUCAAUGUGUGACGAUGGAAAAUGGAUAUAAAAAUGAAAUUAUUCAACAUUUGUCAAAUGAAUCGAAAUUGUCCACACAAAUCGAGCAAAUGACUGUUGAGCAUGGAAAGGAAAUGGCUCGCAUGAAACGUGAAUUAAAUUUGGAAGUUUAUCGGAAACAAGAUUUUGAAAAACGACUUCGCGUUACAACUGAGAAGUUAGAAAGUGAAAUAGCUGAAUGCAUUAAACAAAAGAAGUUGAUAGAACAAAAACAUCAGGAUCAUCAACAAACACUUAUUAAAUGUGAUAAUUUGCAAAUAGAACUUUGUCGAGUACGAAAUGAAAAUCAAGAAGAAAUAAAAGAAUUUACAGAUAAGUACGAAGAACAAAAGAAAUUAAAUGAAAAAAUAUUUGCUGAAAAGGAAAUAUGGAAACAGAAAUAUGAAAUGAUGAUAGGAAAAUUAACUGAAAUGGAGGCAGCAGCAAAUGCAACCGUUCCACAACAAGAUGAUACAAUAAGCAUUCGUAGUCGAUUAAAACGUCAAACAAAUGAAAUUAAUUCAGAUGAAACUGAUGCUAAAAAACCAAAACGUGUAACUCGUUCGAGUUCAAGAAACAAUUCAGCAAGCAGUGAUGAAAACAAUAGUGUAAUACAACUGGAAACAAGAUCAUCGAAAAAGAAAAUAUCAACGCGUCAAAAGAAGAAUUCUCAAAUAAAUGAAACAGCAUCUAGUCGAGUAAGAACAUUUGUUUCUGCUUCGAGUAUAAAAACAAAUCAAGAUUUUGUGUGUCAUGUUGAUGAAAUUGAUCGAUUUUCAAAAUUAGUGAAACAAAUUCAAACAGAAAUUGAACCAAGAACAAAUAAGAAGACGACGGCUGUAGUACGUGCUCGACAAAAUAAACAACAACAAAAUGGAUUAGACAUUGGUCGUCAAUAUCAUCCACAAACUCCAACUGUCACACAUUCUGUCUCAUCGGCGAUAAAACAUUCGGUAGACGAUAUCAUACCAGUUGUUGUACAUCACACUGUUGCUCAUUCUCCCAUGUUAACUACUGUUCAACGUACUCCCUCGCACGUAAGUACAUAUGGUCAUCCAUCAGCUGAACAAUCGCUUAGUACACCAAAACAAUCAACAACAUUCAAAGGACGAUUGCAAUCACUAUUUCGUCAUACGCCGUCAUCUGCCGGAUCAAUACGUGUCAAUCGUUUUCAAACAAAAACUGCAGUGGCCUUUGGAUCUUCUACGCCAACCUCUAGAGUGUUGCAACCCAUACAUACUCCACAAGCAGUAGUUCCACCAGUUCUACCAAAAGUUCAAACACCGAGAAAUAAAUAUAAUUUACGAAAUCGUUUUUUUUCGAAUCCAAGUUAUAAAGAUGAGGAAGUCGAAGAGAAGCCACGUCCGAAAAAAGGAAAAGGUAGCCGAAAAUAA